Molecule: messenger RNA, 1731 nt
Organism: Closterium sp. Yama58-4
Lineage: Eukaryota; Viridiplantae; Streptophyta; Zygnematophyceae; Desmidiales; Closteriaceae
Source: the annotation of a GenBank genome assembly
AUGCUCUUUUCUUUUUCUUUUUCUUUCUUUGCAAACAUUGAUUGCAAUACUCACUGGGUGCAGGAGAAACACCCCAUCUCCCUCGUGUACGAGGACGAGCGCUGGCAGAAGACCAUCCGCUACUUCUUCACCCGCCACGGCCAGCACAUCACCUCCCUCGAUCUCAUCUUCACAGACAUGGACCAGCUCCCCUCCCUCCGCCCCUUGAUCGCUCGCUGCAGCCCCUCCCUUUCCUCCUUCAGACUGAAGCUGCGGGGCUUUGUAACCAUGUUUGACGAGCACGAGUACAAGGACUGGACUCUCAGCUUCCUCAAAAACUGCUCGCACCUGCAGCGCCUGAAGCUGGGCCGGGGCAUGUGGAAUCUUGAUAAGAGCUGUGCGAAUGCCGCGUGGCUGAAGUCGAUCCGUUGCCUGACCCUGAAGCAGGUGGAUACCAGCCACGUGAACUUCGAUUUUCUUGAUUCCAUCACACCGCAGCUGCACGAGUUCACGCUCUACCAGCACUGGCACCUCUCCCGCGGACCCGUCUUUGGCUCCCAUGCUAUGACCUUCUCCUUCCCCAACGCCCGCCUCCUCCGCUUCCGCUUCGCCAGCAACGAGUUCAAGCUCACCCUCUCUGUCUCUUCAGCGCUCAAGACUCUCUCAGUGAUGGCCAAGUGGUUGGUCCUCUCCUGCAAGAGCACCGCUCCUCUCGUUCUCGACCACCUCUCACUGUACGGCCAAGAGCGGCUUGUAAUCUCCUCCCUCCGCGUUGCAUCCGUGCGAGCCGCCUACCUCAACGGGCCGGCCACGCAAAACGUGGAGGUGCUUGUAGUGAGGCACGGGAUUCCGAUCCACGAGGUGGGUGUGGAGUGGAGGAACUUGCGCAGCCUUGGGAUUGUCAUGCAUGCGGAGGGGCCGCACAACAAAGAGUGGGAGGCGACGGUGGAGAAUUACAGGGCGUUCAUGGAGGACGGGGAGUUUGAUGAUGAUUUAGAUGAGGACGGUGGCUUUGGUGGGUGUUAUGGUGAUGAUGACGAAGAGGAUGAUGAUGAUGAUGAUGAUGAUGAUGAUGAUGAUGAUGAUGAUGAUGAUGAUGAUGAUGAUGAUGAUGAUGAUGAUGAUGAUGAUGAUGAUGAUGAUGAUGAUGAUGAUGAUGAUGAUGAUGACGGGAUGAGGAUGGCCCCUGCCAAGCCGCCUUCCAUCCGCGCUCCGAAUCUGCGGUUCCUCUUCUUCCCCUCUCGCAAGGUGUGUGACGCCGCCACACUGGCUGCACUGCGGCAGGACUACCCCGCCCUGGCGCUCUACUGUGUGGUGGACCGCUCCUUGUAUUGGGAGAGGAAGGGCGAGAGGGUGAGCAAUGCGCCGCUCAAACAUGUGCGGCAGGCGAAGAGCGGGGUGCUGCGGGAUAGGUUUGAUGACAAGAAGCAGCCGAAGAACGUGAGGGAGAAGAUGUACAGUGUGAAUCGGGAGCUGGUGGAGGGGUACAGUGACACCUCCAACGGCGAUACCACCUCUCCCGCCGCUCCUCCUGCCAUUCCCCCUGCCGCUUCCCAGCUGGCCGCUACCCCGUCCGUCGCUACCCUGCCUGCCUCUACCGCUCCCCUCCCUACUCCACCCCUUCCUGCCCUGCGUACCGCUGCCCCUCCCCGUGCGCCCUCUGCUCGCCCUCUGCUCGCCCUCGCGCCAUGGCGGCAGCAGCUCGUGCCCUGCAACGAGCAGCGGCUUCCUUCUCCAACAAUCGCCGUGUGA